CUCACACGCAUCAUCGUGUUUUGAUUCAGUCGACGCAGAAAUGAAGGAGUAUUCACAGAUGGGUCGGCUGACGAAGCGUUUGUGCGUCAGAGUGAGAGAGGGGGGUCAAUGCAGCUCUGAUAAAGGAGAUUUGAUCUUAUGAAAAUCAUGGCGAGUGGGCUGGUUCAUUCCAGCAGGUGGCUGCUCGGAGAACCUCUCAACCCAGGUACAGACAGUCCUGCACUCGGAUCAGUGUUUAACUUUACAGAAAGCCUCUGGAAGAUGCAUCACACACAGUAUACAUCUGUGAGCCGCACGGAUGAAAUCACUGUGAAGACUGAAAAUGGACCCCGACGCAAAAAAUACCGCUACGUACGUAAAGAAGGCAGCUCUAACAUCAUGUUUCGCCAUGUUCCCGAGGAGAGGCUGCUGUUUGUGACCGACAUCUUUACCACCUUGGUGGAGAUCAGAUGGAGGGUGAUGUUUCUGAUCUUUGCUCUCUCUUACAUUCUGUCCUGGCUCUUUUUUGGGAUCCUCUUCUGGGUCAUAGCUCUCGCUAAUGGAGACAUCAAGGAUCCCAACACUGAUCCCUGUGUAUUUGAAGUCCGCAGCUUCACAGCCGCUUUCCUCUUCUCACUCGAAACUCAGACCACCAUUGGUUACGGCUUCAGAGGAAUGUCUGAGAACUGCAUACAUGCCAUCAUCAUUGUCACCAUACAAGACGUCAUGAGCUGCUUCAUCGACACGUUUGUCAUUGGAAUUGCUGUUGCCAAAAUGGCCUCGGCCAGAAAGAGGGCGCAGACGGUGGGCUUCAGCAAUCGUGCUGUCAUUAACCUUCGUAAUGGUUACCUUUAUCUUUCUUGGAGAGUUGGAGACUUCCGCAGGUACCACUUGGUGGAGGGGACAGCUACCGCCCAGAUAGUCCGCAGUAUGAUGCACACCACUGGGAGAGUUGAUGUGACUUACGAAGACUUGGUCAUCCAGCAGAAGGACAUCAUCCUUGCUACACCAACCACCAUCUAUCACAAGAUUGAACCUGACAGCCCGCUGUACACCAUGACUUAUGCUGAUCUGCAGAGAGCAGACUUUGAACUGGUUGUGUCAUUUACCUAUACAGACGACUCCACAGGUAUUCUGCAUCAGACCCGAACCUCUUACACUCCAAACGAGAUCCUCUGGGGUCAGCUGUUCCAGGAGAUGAUCAGAGUCGGCAGGAAGAGCUACAGGGUGGAUUACAACUUGUUCCAUCGCACUGAGAAGGUGCAUGUCCCCCUGGUUAGCGCUAAGGAGUUCGAAGAGAAGAAGCAACUGCGGCUCACACAACACUCACCUCGACAUUCACCCAGAUCUUCCCCGCGGCUCUCUUCACGAUCGCCAUCUCAGGAUCACCGCGAUAAAUAUUUGAAACCCCCGAUGGUAAAGGUGGAACUUGUGAGUGACAGCCAACCUGAACCAAGUGUUGCACCAUCUCAAUCAGACAAAAGUCAGGAUCAAGAAACUCUGAUUCAGCCAAAUAAUCAGACAAGUGAAGAAAAUUGAAAGCAAAGCUGUGAAAUUCUAUUUCGUCAAAGAAUCCUGCAAUGGUGUUCAUGAUGGGACAAAGUUUGAGCUUGUGCAAAAAUAAUUGCUUGAGAAAUUGAUAAAGAGUUUCAAAUAUAGACAGGUUUUUGGGAAAUAUCACUUGAUUUUAGAAAAGUAGGUGACGAUAGCAGGUAUGGCCAUCCAGAUUCUGAAGUUCUAACCUCACAGAAGCUUGAUAAACCCUUUGCUUUAUGUACAAGCAGCUGGAUGGUCCUUGUGGCCCAAAACACAGUUAAAAUACCCAGUGCUGUCACCAGACAGAGGUCAUUGUUCUAACUUUUGUUGAGGCCUCCCAAUGUAAGGCCAUGUGAGAUCUUAUAUCUUCCUCAUUGAGCGUGGCUUCGUACAUCUUAAUUUUCUUUGUUUUAAUGCAGGAAGAUGUCAGGGAUUAAAAAUGACGAAUGAAACUCAAAGGAUUUAUUGGUCCAAGGAACUUCAUAACUCAUUUUACCGACUUUUCAAGCCUACAGAAGAUAAAUGAUGAUGUGUGGGUGUGUAUAACUUUAACAUUUAAAUUCAUAUUUUGGGUCAUCGGCCUCUUGGUGUUAUAAAAACCGUACAUCACAGCUGAUUGGUAGUUCUUGCUGGGAAAAUAAAGGACAAUGGACUGACAAACUCUCAGUAACAGCAGGGAUACGCUUCAGUCCCCCUGAGAACAAAAUUGUAUAAGUCGCAAAGAAAUUUCAUGAAUGAAAUGUACAUCUUCCACUUUUGAACCAAUGACCGUUUCUGUGUCAAAACACGGGCACAACAAUGCAGUGCAAACACAAACCCUUGCUUAGCUUAUUGUCAAAAUAACCUGAUAGUACAGCACCUGAGUAUCAGGCUUAGUACAACAUUUUUUACCACUUAUUAUGUGGAGUUCUUAAAACUAGAGGUCACAGGAUCAGAAAGUUUAUUUGAAAAACACUGGAGAUGAGUUCAUCCACGCUCGGCUACACUGGGGUACAACCAGGCUGCAAUAACCACAAGCACGUAACUGUGAUUACUGAUUACCAUGCUGACUGGUUUGGGUUUAGCGGGUGUCACUCUGUGUUAAAAACAUGAAGUUUUAAACCUGCACUGAGAAAUGUUUAUGAAGCAAAAAUGAUCAUAUGAAUGUGUGGGUUAAAAAAUAAGUAAUUAUGAGCCAGGCUGAGAUAAUCAAGAACAGCCUCUAAAGAGGAAGGCAAUAUGACUUUGACUCAAGAGGUCAAAUUUUUAAUAUAAAGUUUAAAGUCUGCUGAUGGUAAAUAAAUUUAAGUCAUGGGGGUGACUACAGUAACAUCCCAUAUUAUGAGGUAUUCAAAGUUUAUAUAACACACAGGGAAUAUGUAAUGUUUUUUUAAUGUUUGUGGUGGAGGAAUCUUUGUUUAGUCAUUUUAAAUAAAACCUGUUCUUCAAA
Oreochromis aureus is the source of this 2944-nucleotide messenger RNA. It is a transcript of the gene kcnj16a, whose product is annotated as potassium inwardly rectifying channel subfamily J member 16. Bases 139 to 1518 code for a protein of 459 amino acids. Gene Ontology annotation, biological process: potassium ion import across plasma membrane; regulation of monoatomic ion transmembrane transport. Gene Ontology annotation, cellular component: plasma membrane. The transcript is spliced from 3 exons. The record is from RefSeq and is a predicted model, not a curated record. Gene Ontology annotation, molecular function: inward rectifier potassium channel activity. Lineage: Eukaryota; Metazoa; Chordata; Actinopteri; Cichliformes; Cichlidae.